Molecule: messenger RNA, 1758 nt
Organism: Cuscuta epithymum
Lineage: Eukaryota; Viridiplantae; Streptophyta; Magnoliopsida; Solanales; Convolvulaceae
Source: the annotation of a GenBank genome assembly
CGUUCUCUUUCCUCUUUCCAUUAUUUCAAAUGUAGUCAAAGUAGUCAACAUUACACUACACUAGAAGUGAGUUUCCUCUCUAAACGACUGCCACACUUGAGCAUUUCGCCGGAAAAUGCGAACCCAAACCCCCAUUUCCGUCGGAAUGCUCCCUCUGCUUAUCGGGAUAGUCACCCUUUUCGCCGGUUUCCCCUCUGGGAGUUCCAAAUUCACCAUAGAACCCUGCUCCAACGCAAGCCCCUGCUCUUCUCUCGUCGGCUACACUCUUUACACCGACCUCAAAGUCUCCGAGGUAGCCACCUUGUUUAGCGCCGACCCAAUCUCGAUUCUCUUGGCCAACUCCAUCGACAUUUCGGUCGCCGACGUCGAAAGCCACGUCCUUUCCGAGGGAAUCUUCCUCAAGGUUCCGGUCAAGUGUUCCUGCGUCGACGGGAUAUUCAAAUCCGCCUUUGUCAAGUACACGACCCGACCCAACGACACCCCUACCUACGUCGCAGAUGUAAUCUACUCCGGCCUCGUCUCCGCCGACCAGAUUAAGGAUGGAAACCCGGGAGCCGUGGGCUCCGACCCGUCUACCCUCAGUGCCGGAACUGUGCUGUGGAUUCCUCUGCCCUGCACCUGCUUCAACGGAACUGAUAACAACCUUCCGGCCAUUUACAUGUCCUAUGUUGUUCAGCAAGCCGACACUCUACAGAUGAUUGCGGGAAAUUAUUUCACCACCGUGAAUGACCUCAUGACUGUGAAUAGCCUGGCAAGCAAUGAUAUCAGCCCAGGCGACAUUCUUGCUAUUCCAUUAUCUGCUUGUGCGUCAAACUUUCCAAGUUACGCCUCAGAUUUUGCCUUAUCUGUGCCGAAUGGGAGUUAUGCUAUAACCGCAGGUCGCUGUGUGCUGUGUAGCUGUGGGCCUGAUAGUCACAAUUUGCGCUGCAUGCCUGCUCCAUUGGAAGAUUCGUGCUCAAGCAUGCAAUGCAGAAGCAGCAAUCUCAUGCUUGGGAAUGUUACUGUGCAGCAGACUUCUGGGGGUUGCAAUGUGACCUCCUGCAGUUAUGGUGGUUUUGUCAAUAACACCAUCGUCACUGUAUUAUCCUCAUCUCUGCAGCCUCGAUGCUCAGGAGCACAGCAAUUCCCUCCCCUCUUUGCACUCCCAUCAGAAGCUCCGAAGACAAUGUAUUCUCCUGCACCUGCACCUUUAGUGGCUGGUGGUCCUAUAACAACAUCGUCUCCAGUGCCUUCAUCUAACUCAGUUGUAUCGUUUCCACCUGCGAAUAGCCCCCCUGGGAUUUCAUCAUCUCCUUGCUCGCUGCAAAACCCUUUGUCUAGAUUUCCAAUUGCAGUAGUGCUUGUCUUGUUUGUCAAAUUUGUGACCUUCCUGUAAUGUAUGCCAUUGGUUGGAGUCUUUUAUCCUUCAUUGAGAAUUGGCAUCAAUGUUAGGGAAACUGGGUGGUGCAAGGUGCAGCAUUGGCAUUGACAGGCUUUUUAUGGAGUAACUGUUUAUUUAUUGUCCUUAGGAUCUUUGGCUUUUCAAUGUCAUCAUUAAUUGUAUGAGAGCUUUUCCGGUUCCCCCUUCGUUAUAGAGAUUUUCAACUUUUAGUCCUCUCAAUAUUGCGAGUAGGGACGAGAUAUCUAAAUCAAGAACCGUAGAACUGAGCCGGUAAGAACCAAUUCAAUUUUUAGUUUCCUACAUGUGAAUUAGUUUUUCUUAUUGUUUCCGUUUUUAGUCGUAGUUAAUGCCAACUUUCUCAACCGAAUGAUUCUUUU